Lagenorhynchus albirostris (white-beaked dolphin) is the source of this 2180-nucleotide messenger RNA. RefSeq names its product hedgehog acyltransferase like (gene HHATL). Gene Ontology annotation, cellular component: endoplasmic reticulum. The record is from RefSeq and is a predicted model, not a curated record. The transcript has 13 exons. Bases 264 to 2099 code for a protein of 611 amino acids. Lineage: Eukaryota; Metazoa; Chordata; Mammalia; Artiodactyla; Delphinidae. Gene Ontology annotation, molecular function: acyltransferase activity. Gene Ontology annotation, biological process: negative regulation of N-terminal protein palmitoylation.
CGAGGGCGUGGGGACCCCAGAGCUGGACACACCGCACCGGGGCCCCAGAGCCCAGCUGGUCGGACGGUCGCACGGUCGGACGCAGGACCCCAGAGCCCCGAGGUGGGCAGUGUGCCAGGGUCCCUCACAGCUUCCUCAAGGGGCCAGAACUAUGACUGAGGUGAUGCAGAGGGAGUUUCUCCACAAGAAAGUCAUCUGAGACCUUGGAGGAGCAGUUUGAGCAGAGGGUGGGGACCGGUCCACCUGAAAGCCCCAUCCAGGCUAUGGGCGUCAAGACAGCCUUGCCCGCAGCAGAGCUGGGCCUGUACUCCCUGGUGCUGAGCGGGGCCCUAGGCUAUGCUGGCCGGGGCCUCUUUGAGGCUUCACAAGGUGGGGCCCACAGGAAAGCCUUCCGGGAGUCUGUGCGACCUGGCUGGGAGUACAUUGGCCGGAAGAUGGAAACAAACCGAGACGGGCUUCCGCAGGGCCUCCAGCACCAUCCUCCCCAGGAACAACGCAGUAAUGGUGGAAUGUCAGGCAAUGUGCUGGACAGAGGGGGAGCUCGGAGCAGCAGGGCAGCCCACGUGGUGCCCCUCAUUCCUCUCUACCUACCUUCCUGGUACUUCCCUCAGAGGGGAAGGCAGGGACCUCAGCCGUUGCUCUCCUCUAAUGCACAAGAAGACUCUGGGGGCAGGGAAGGGGUUGAGACUCUGAGCAGCCCAAGCGCCAGCCCACUCUGCCCCCGCCCCACCUUAACCUGCCUGGGCCCGCCCCAGGACGUGGCUGACUUCGAGUGGGUGAUGUGGUUCACCUCCUUCCGCAACGCCAUCUUCCUCGCUCUCUCCGGACACGUGCUGUUUGCGAAACUCUGCACUAUGGUUGCCCCCCAGCUCCGCUCCUGGAUGUACGCUGUGUACGGGGCCCUGGCAGUGGUGGGCACGAUGGGCCCGUGGUACCUGCUGCUGCUGCUUGGCCACUGCGUGGGCCUCUAUGUUGUCUCACUCUUGCACCAGCCCUGGCUCUGUCUCGGCCUCGGCCUGGCCAGCCUCGCCUCUUUCAAGCUGGACCCCCUCAUCUCCUGGCAGAGCGGGUUUGUAACAGGGACUUUUGAUCUUCAAGAGGUGCUGUUUCACGGGGGCAGUGGUUUCACGGUGCUGCGUUGUACCAGCUUUGCGCUGGAGAGCUGUGCCCACCCUGACCGCCGCUACUCCCUAGCUGACCUGCUCAAGUACAAUUUCUACCUGCCCUUCUUCUUCUUCGGGCCCAUUAUGACCUUUGAUCGCUUCCAUGCUCAGGUGAGCCAGGUGGAGCCGGUGCGGCGAGAGGGCGAGCUGUGGCGCAUCCGGGCCCAGGCGGGCCUCAGCGUGGUAGCCAUCGUGGCCGUGGACAUCUUCUUCCACUUCUUCUACAUCCUCACCAUCCCCAAUGACCUCAAGUUCGCCAGCCGCCUCCCAGACAGCGCCCUCGCUGGCCUAGCCUACUCAAACCUGGUGUACGACUGGGUGAAGGCGGCCGUCCUCUUCGGCGUCGUCAACACCGUGGCGCGCCUCGACCACUUGGACCCGCCCCGGCCUCCCAAGUGCAUCACAGCGCUCUACGUCUUCUCCGAGACGCACUUUGACCGUGGCAUCAACGACUGGCUUUGCAGGUACGUGUAUGACCACGUUGGUGGGGAGCACUCUGAGGUGAUCCCAGAGCUGGUGGCCACUGUGGCCACGUUUGCCGUCACCACUCUGUGGCUCGGACCUUGUGAUACCGUCUACCUGUGGUCGUGCCUUAACUGCUUUGGCCUCAACUUUGAGCUCUGGGUACAGAAGCUGGCAGAGUGGGGGCCCCUGGCACGAAUUGAGCAGGCCUCUCUGUCGGAGCAGAUGUCCCGCAGGGUCCGAGCCAUCUUUGGGGCCAUGAACUUCUGGGCCAUCAUCAUGUACAACCUUGUAAGCCUGAACAGCUUUGAGUUCACAGAGCUGGUCGCCAAGCGCCUGCUACUCACAGGGUUCCCCCAGACCACGCUGGCCGUCCUGUUUGUCACCUACUGUGGUGUCCAGCUGGUGAAGGAGCGAGAGCGAACCCUGAUGCUGGAGGAGGAGCAGAAGCAGGACAAAGAGAAGCCGGAGUAGGGGAGAGGGGCAGAGGGAUGGGCUCUGCUCAGCUGUUCCUGGGAGGGGCCCGACUGAUACAAUAAAAGACUUUUUACCGCG